Nelumbo nucifera (sacred lotus) is the source of this 1895-nucleotide messenger RNA. RefSeq names its product Transducin/WD40 repeat-like superfamily protein (gene LST8-1). Gene Ontology annotation, biological process: TOR signaling; regulation of actin cytoskeleton organization. NCBI's taxonomy places the organism in Eukaryota, Viridiplantae, Streptophyta, Magnoliopsida, Proteales, Nelumbonaceae. Gene Ontology annotation, cellular component: TORC1 complex; TORC2 complex. Gene Ontology annotation, molecular function: protein binding. The record is from RefSeq and is a predicted model, not a curated record.
AGACCAGACUGACAGUGAGAAAUCGAAUACACGUCAGAUUAAGAUUCCACGUAACAGUGAGAAACAAAACAAAAUCCAGCGUUUCUGGAGGGUUUGGGUUUCCCACCAAAGGGUUUUGGGGUUCCAUCUUCUCAGGCGACGUUCACCGGAGGAGAGAAUUGCAGGCAACAACCUGUAGCUUUUUACGAUUUGCCUAAUCUUCCAGAUGUUCUCUGUCAUGGCAGGUGUUUACCUGGAACGCCUGCAACAAGGGGUUCGAGGUUAGAAUCCAAACUUCAAAACACUGUGAAGAUUUGACGCCGCUUGAUCUGCCGUCCGAGGGGAGAAGAAGAACAUGAUUAUGGAACUGAAAAUAUUUUUAGGAAGGGGAGGCUUAGAUGGACUCUUCUUAUCACAUGGCCUCUUCUAAUUGUUCUGAAAGGAGUGGUUCCACCUUCCUUAGGAAAAGGUGUCUCGUUUUGCAGGGUCGGAAGAUAGUAAGUGAAUGAUUGUCAUGGAAUAACAGUCUGUUCAAUUAGGAGUUAGGUGGAAUUCAAUCAAGAUGAGCCAACCUUCAGUGAUCCUUGCAACAGCUGGGUAUGAUCACACAAUUCGGUUUUGGGAGGCAAAGAGUGGACGGUGCUAUCGGACUCUCCAAUACCCAGAUUCUCAAGUUAAUCGUCUCGAAAUAACCCCAAAUAAGCAAUAUCUGGCUGCUGCUGGAAACCCUCACAUUCGAUUAUUUGAAGUCAAUUCAAACAGCCCUCAACCGGUGAUGAGCUAUGACUCACAUACUAAUAAUGUUAUGGCAGUGGGGUUCCAAUGUGAUGGAAAAUGGAUGUAUUCUGGUUCUGAAGAUGGGACUGUAAAGAUUUGGGAUUUGAGGGCUCCUGGUUGUCAAAGGGAAUAUGAAAGUCGUGCAGCUGUUAACACUGUUGUCCUACAUCCAAAUCAGACGGAGCUAAUAUCUGGGGACCAAAAUGGAAAUAUACGUGUUUGGGAUUUGACAGCGAAUUCAUGCAGCUGUGAGUUGGUACCAGAGGUUGAUACCGCUGUAAGGUCUUUAACAGUAAUGUGGGAUGGGAGUUUGGUUGUUGCUGCAAAUAACCAUGGAACAUGCUAUGUGUGGCGCUUGUUGCGUGGGAAUCAGACCAUGACCAACUUCGAGCCACUUCAUAAACUACAAGCACACAAUGGAUACAUUCUUAAGUGUCUGCUAUCACCAGAGUUCUGUGAACCACACAGAUAUCUAGCUACUGCAUCAUCAGACCAUACUGUCAAGAUAUGGAAUGUUGAUGGUUUCACUUUAGAGAAAACUUUAAUAGGACAUCAGCGCUGGGUAUGGGACUGUGUCUUUUCUGUUGAUGGUGCCUAUUUAAUCACAGCUUCUUCUGAUUCAACAGCUAAACUUUGGGCAAUGGCAAAUGGAGAAGCCAUAAGGACAUAUCAAGGGCAUCAUAAAGCUACUGUUUGUUGUGCCCUUCAUGAUGGAUAUACGAGUUUCUUUAGUGGAUCUGGUGCAUCCUAAUCAUUCCAUGACAUCCAUGCAUUUCCUGAUCUCACCUUACAUGGGAGUGGACUGACAACAAUUUUUGCAAUGUCAAGCUAGAAUGGUUUUGCUUCUUUUUUAUAUUUCAGGGCAGAUUCGGGUUGAGAACUUGAGAUAACAUAAAAAAUGGUGGGGUCGGAGUAAUAUUUACCCAUACUGAACUCCGGUCCAUUAUGAUCUCUAAUUUAUCCCAUCAUAGGAUGGGAAGUCAGAUAUCUAAACCUGCUGCUCGUGGAUCAGGUGGUCUUGCUCAAUACAUUUUCUGAGCUAGCCAUUCGAUGUCUAGAGCAAAUAUUGACACAAACCAGAGUUCUCUACCAUAAGAGUAUCGAAAGAAAACAAGAAUAAUAUCAAUAUGGUUGGAUUA